AUGAGAAAAAAAUCUAUGCGCUUCCUAGAAGAACAGAUCCUGUGCAUCAUAACUGUUUUCGUCAUUCAAACUUAUGGUGAUGGAAGCGUUUUAUCAUCAGUAUUAACACCAGAAACAGUUCGUAAAGAAAGAAGCUAUGAUAGAUACAGCUAUAGGCCCUACGAUAGGGACGACCGACCCUCAAGAUGCGGACGGUGUGAUGAUGAUGAUGAUGAUGAUGAUAGGAGUCGGGAAAGAGGUGAUGAUAGACGAUCGAAUAGACCUUCGUAUAAUAGAAAUGAUAAUGAUGAUGAUAAAUAUGACGGGGAUAGAAGAGACUCGAAUAAAACCAGCACUGACGAUGAUGAUGGAAGGAAAAGACCACACGAUGGAAAAGACAAGGAUAGACACCAUGGAAGACGGGAUAAGAACAGAAAUAGAUAUGACGACCGGGAUAGAUACAGGCCGGAUUAUUACGACAGGUUCUUGAGGGAUCCUUACCGGGAUAGAUAUGAUAGGGAUAGGUUUUAUGACGAUCCCUAUCCCAGAAGACCGAGCUACGACAGAUAUGAUGAUUAUGGGAGAUACGAUCCUUAUUCUACUUCAGGGUAUAGAAGACCAUAUUAUGAGGAUCAGUACGAUAGAACUGGUGAUAUUUAUGGAGGUUACGGGCCUGGAAUCGGCAGGGGACCACAUGAAAGUUUCAGACCAUGGGAUGAAACUUAUCGCGGUCAGGCGGGUUGGGACGCCGGAGGUCGAGGGUAUUACUUCGCUUCAGGAAGACCUGACUCCACUUGGGGACAGAGAGAAUAUUCUAGGCCACAAACUGGAGGAUAUCAGAACGGUUACUCAUCAGGAUAUAAUGGAUACGCUCAACAAGGACAAGGGUAUCGUGGAGCAGGGAUUGGAUAUGGAUCUGGGGGUGGAUAUGGGUCAGCUGGUGGUUACGGGACGGGAGGUGGUUACGGAUCGGCGAGCGGAUACGGAUCCGGAUUGGGAUACGGAUCGGGAUAUGCGGAUGGUUACCAGGACUUCAGUUACGGUCAGACCAGCGGCUGGAGGAAUGUGGGAGAACGAAGACCUUACAGGGACCAGAGCGGAGUGGCGUCAACUAUAACCAGGAUAACACAAGACAACCAAUAUGGAACGAACCGUCAACCAGGACAAAAUCAGCAGACUUACAAACCGGCAACCCACGGACAAAGUACAACACUAGCAACCAGCUAUUUAUAUCAGCGAAAUGACGGAGAAGUCAAAAGUGACACUACCGUGGCGCCAUCUUAA
Molecule: messenger RNA, 1263 nt
Organism: Danaus chrysippus (African queen)
Lineage: Eukaryota; Metazoa; Arthropoda; Insecta; Lepidoptera; Nymphalidae
Source: the annotation of a GenBank genome assembly